Desarmillaria tabescens is the source of this 1089-nucleotide messenger RNA. RefSeq lists its product as uncharacterized. The transcript has 6 exons. NCBI's taxonomy places the organism in Eukaryota, Fungi, Basidiomycota, Agaricomycetes, Agaricales, Physalacriaceae. Bases 1 to 1089 code for a protein of 362 amino acids. The record is from RefSeq and is a predicted model, not a curated record.
AUGCAGGCCGGUCUUCCACCCCAGAUUACUAGCGCUGAUGUAGAAAGCAUCCUUUCUAUUCUCGACUCUGAGAUGAAUAGAGUGAUCCUUGCCGCUCACUUACAGGGCAUUUACUCCAGCGUUCUUGCCGUUGCCUUGUGGACCAUCUUCACGCAAAAGUCUCGACCUGUUGGAAAAGUGACGGUCAUCGUUCUCAUCAUUGUCUAUAUCAUGGCAUUUGCUAGUUUUUCCCUCAACUGGUCGACUGUGCGCUCGGCACUGGUGGUAAAUGGACAGAACGUUUUGACUCAGAUUACGAGGAUUGAGACUCCCCAAAGAGCAGUUACAUUGGUGACAGGCAUUGCUGGCGCAAUCUCUACUAUCCUUGUCGACUCAAUCAUGAUGUGGAGGUGUUGGUUGGUCUGGAGACGGCAGUGGCAAAUAGUUCUUCUUCCUGCCCUCUGUCUGGUUGCCGGUAUCGUGUUUAAAAUCAUCAUAACAAACCAGCAGUUUGUCGAAAGUGCAAAUGGCUCCUUUCUCUUUGCAGUACUCUAUGCUUCUUUAACUCUGGCCACAACAUUAUUGUGCACCUUGCUCAUGAUCUACCGCGUUUUAGCUAUCGCACGAGCAACAGAUAGAGGAGAAAGUGGACUUCGAGCCUACCGUCGCUUCAUGGAAGUCUUGGUGGAGUCUUCAGCUCUGUAUGCCGUAUCCUUGAUCUUAUAUGUGGCAUUCUUUGCGCGGGGUAGUGUCGCUACCUACUACCUCGAUCCCAUAGCCGGAUUUACAAGGGGAAUUGCUCCAACACUGCUUCUUGGGCGCGUCGCAGCAGGCCACGCUCGCCCGGACGAUUCAUGGCAAGGGAGUGUGAUGACUUCGCCGUUACGCUUUGGGCAGGAUAAGACUGGGAAGAGCUCCGAGGAUGAUUCCAUGAUGGCAUAUCGUGGAUUUGAAGACGAUCUCGAAGCUCAGCCAGACACUUAUAGGGAAGCUGAGCACAACUGUACGGACUUGCAGGAAGAUACCAGACAGUGCGGAGGUAAAGCAGAGGAUCCUUCGGGAUUAGCUGAAGACAAUCCUGAGGCAAUCAUCAUGAAACCGGUUCAUUGA